Molecule: messenger RNA, 282 nt
Organism: Protopolystoma xenopodis
Lineage: Eukaryota; Metazoa; Platyhelminthes; Monogenea; Polystomatidea; Polystomatidae
Source: the annotation of a GenBank genome assembly
GCCACUCAACGUCCGGUUGAGCAGAAACAAAUCCUCCCCGCAGAUGCCCCCAGCCUGGCGAGUGAAUCUGGCGUUGAAUUGCCUCAGCCGCACGAUAUUUACGAUCCUCAUCCAACCAACGAGAACGAUCGGGCUUCGUCAGAGCCAAACGGCUGCGGUACAACAAUAAUCGGCCGUCGUCUUUUGGUCAGAUCGACCUUCGAAUCUCUUCAGUAUGGUCUCUUAUGCGUAAUCAAAUUCUCCACAACAUGCUCCUUUUUCUUCCGAGCCACGGAUGCAUGA